AUGUCACGUCGAUCAUUUCAGGUACGGCCCAUAGGCCAAUCAUCGUGGUGGAUCGAGUCAAUCGCAGCGUCCGUUCCUCUUGAGAAGCAAAAGUUUGCAGGGAUAGCCAAUCGGACGUUUUUCUGUCACGGUGGGGAAGCGCGCCAUCGACCUGCACAUCGUUUUAUGUAUGCAAGUGUCUCCUUCAACACGGCCCAGUCUGCCUUUCUCCUCAAUUCUCGGCGCCCUGGUGCGAGUGAAGGCUUUGGGCAUAUUUUGUGGUACGGCGCCACCAAGCCAGUAGCCGCGUCCGGUGGCGCGAAGCGUCGUGCAAGAACCUUAACAGCAACGCAGCUGCAGAGAAUGAAUAUUGACGCUCGACGGAACAAAGCAGCUGUGGUUGAAGAGAGGAGACGUCGCCGUCGAUGGAAGAGUUGA
Molecule: messenger RNA, 417 nt
Organism: Uncinocarpus reesii 1704
Lineage: Eukaryota; Fungi; Ascomycota; Eurotiomycetes; Onygenales; Onygenaceae
Exons: 2
Coding region: 1-417 (138 amino acids)
Source: RefSeq, a predicted model, not a curated record